Molecule: messenger RNA, 1522 nt
Organism: Solea solea (common sole)
Lineage: Eukaryota; Metazoa; Chordata; Actinopteri; Pleuronectiformes; Soleidae
Gene: 42sp43
Product: P43 5S RNA-binding protein
Exons: 9
Coding region: 182-1318 (378 amino acids)
Cellular component (GO): nucleus
Source: RefSeq, a predicted model, not a curated record
GCACCGUGUUGAAUUAAAGUAAAGUGAAGACUCAGCCUGGUGACCCCACGCUGCCAAUUAAGUCGUCAAAGCGCUCACUUCAGGAGGAGGAGGAGGCUAUAAAACAAGCUGACAAAAGCGGCGCCUUUUUCAUUACACAUUUCCACUUUGAAGAAGAAUUGGUAUCAGUUACCGGAUAGAAAUGGACGGUGUUCGCGCAGGGAAACCCGCCUGUAGUGCGCCACCGCCACCGCCGCCGCGACAAACUUUCAAGUGCUCCCACGCUGAAUGUAGAGCAACUUUCACCAGGCAGUGGAAACUAAAGCAGCAUGAGACUGUGCACACCGGCGCGCGCCCGUGCCAGUGCGCGGUUGAGGGAUGUGGUCGCAGAUUCGCCAGGACAUCCCACCUGAGCCGCCACAUGCUGCAGCACAAAGAAGAGAAGCAAUACAAAUGCAAAUUUGCCACCUGUACAAAGAGCUUCUUCAACCCCAGCAAACUGAAAAGACACGUUGGUUUUGCCCACGGAGAGAAAAACAAAUACUUCAAGUGUAACCAACCAAACUGCUCCUUAACCUUUAAAAAGCGCAGGCUGUUUAAGCUGCACUUGCAGAAGCAUGACGUUCCUGCUGUGUUCAAGUGUAGGACGAAUAGAUGCACUGCCAAGUUUGAUUCCCAUAUCGCCCGCAAAGCCCAUGAGAAGAAGCAUGCAGGUUACCACUGCCCCCGUGAUGAAUGCCAGGUGGUUGCCCACACCUGGGGGAAACUUAACAAGCACAUGGCCAAACAUCCAGCCACAUUUACGUGCCAGGUGUGCAAGAAGGUGUUUAAGAAAGCGGACGCUCUACGGAGGCACAAGUGGACCCACGCUUCCCACAAGCCUGUCCUGGUCUGUCCCAGGAAUGACUGCCAGGCCUACUUCUCCACGACCUUCAACCUACAGCACCACAUCCGCAAGGUUCACCUCGAGCUCCUCAGAUACAAAUGCUCUUUCCCUGACUGCCCGCGCAUAUUUGCUAUGCGGGAGAGUAUGAACAGACACCUGCUUCACCAUGACCCGAGCGCCACCACUCUGAAGAAACGUCAGCGGGCCAAGAAGUCCUGGCAGAAGCGUCUGAAUGGCAGCCAUCAGCCCCACGUGGAGGAAAACCUGCGGCGCCUCUUUGCCCUGCGCAUGCGAGUCUCCAGACGCACCAAAGUGGAGACCAACCUCUCGGGCCUCUUCAACGAACGCAAGAUCCCUCAUUACGUCGACCCAGAAGUUAACCUGCGCAACCUGUUUCGUAUCAAACAGGCGCGUCCUGUGGAGAAACCUGAGGUCGUGCCACCAAAAUGUUAAAUGUUAAAUCUUUUGAAAGCUGUUGACUGUUUUAGUUUUUGAGAAAUUUGGGUCUCUUUAUUUAUAUUAAUGUAGCCGACCUUAAAUUAAAUGUUUUAUUUUUGAAUGUCAGGUAAAAGACGCUGGAUACAGUGUCAAGAUGUAAUUCUGUGUGAAUAACCAGAGCUUGUUGACCCAAUAAAAUGAGUUGCGUUUUUGAUCAAA